AUGUCUCAUCAGCCAAAUAAAAAAUCAUUAAGACGAAAACCCCCACCAAUAGAUGACUCGACUCCUUUUAGUAUUUAUCAAAACCUAACAUCUAAUCCUGAACAAUAUUCAGACUUCCAAGUUUCAUUGUCCAAAUCACCACCUAUUCAAGUAAAUACAUUUGUUCAAUCUUCACCACCUAAUUAUAUCCAGCUGCCUCCAAGUGCACCACCCCCUCCCAUACCAGUCCAACGACCAGAAUAUACCCUGCAGGUGGGGUCAUUUCCUGAAGCAGCAUCGGCACCUGUGGAUCAAACUAAUUAUAAUGUUUCAAUGAGCCUGGAGUUCCCCUUUGACGAGUCUUUCAUAUCAAUGGGUGGCUCGCCAAAGCCGAAAGGUCCAAAGCAAAUUUGGGAGUAUGAGGACGAUAGUAUUAUCUCACAACCUAUAGAAUACGUUCGGCAUGCUUCAAUAAAUAGUACCGACUACAAGUCAAGACCAAGAGGAUAUCAACAAAUGUCUACAACCUCCCAAUCUGCACCUUUAGAUAGUAUACCGUAUCCAAUAGAGGAUUUGCUGCCUAUUCAGGCUAAACCUACUACUACUACAGCUCCUUAUCCUACACAAAACUUUGAAGAUUCAAUUGACAACUAUUAUGAAUCAGAUUAUGAUUACACUUUUGAAGAUGAUUCUCCAUCCCAGAUGCAAAGUGUCGAUAAAUAUGGGAAUGGUGUUUCGCCUCGAAUUGAUGAUGUUCCUGAUUUGACUUCCAAACGAAGUCUGCUACAGCUGGCCCAAAGUGUUAAUACUCUGUGGCAAUCGCAUUCUCAAACUAAUCUGAUUCAAUCAGGUGCUAAUCUGGUGGGUAUUCAAGGACAGUUUCCAAUGUCUGCUCCGCCUUUUUUGGAGUCCCCUCCGAGACCGAGUCUUCGACAAUUAGCAACCAAGAAUUCUCAAAACUUCCCUCCACCUAAUACCCAAGCAAUAGAUUAUGCACUGGAUCUGUCAUAUAGUAGAUCUCCAUCUCCAACAAGAAGAACAAUUGAUAGGACAAAAACUGUUUCACUGGGCUUCACUUACGCCGAAAGCGAGUUUAUAGAAGACUUUUCGGAAGGAUAUAACGAAUUUGCUGUUCAACAUGGACCAAGCUCAAGAUGGAAUUCUGUUAACUCCAACGCAACACACACACCAGAAAACUUGUUCUGGGAUGAUGGGUACCAGUUGCCGACCGAAUCACCAGCUACUGAAUACUUUGAUUAUUCAAUGUUGCCUGAAUUGCCAAGUGUCAAGCCUUUACCUAAAUCACCAUCAUAUUUACCUGAGGUGCUUGCACUGAAACAGCAACAAGAGCUACCCUCGUUGCCACUAGAACUACCUGAUUUGCCAUUUAGCUCAGCUUUUUUGCAGUCACAGCAUUUUGAAAUUUGCUCAAAGAUUUGGUCACUUUCAGAACUUUUCAAGUGGUGCUUGAAGUUAAGAAUAUGGUUGAACAACCUGACCAUCUCUAAAACAGAGUUGAAAAAGGCAUUAGGUGGUUUAUUAGCUUUCCAUCGACGUGACGUGCCAUUGGACGUGGUAUCGAACAAUGCGGCGGCAGCGUUUGAAACUUUUGUUCUGACUGGUGCAAUCGAGGUAGUAGAAGAUGUUGAAGCACAGGGAAGUGAUAAAACUUUAAUUGUUAUGAAUGAAAAUGUGUAUUUGAAUGGAGUUUUGCCAUUACUUACAGAAUGCUAUUCAAAUUUUCAACAUACUAAAGAGGUGGAACAGUCUAACAUGACGUGUUAUUCGACAUGCUGCACCUUGAGUAAGUCGAUGAAUUUGGAGCGGAAAAUGCGAAAUACAAACAUCAAGGAUAUUGUACUAGAGCAUGACUGGACCAGUCAUUGGCAUUUGACUGUGGAAGAUCUUAAAACUUUGAAUCAUGCUACUAGUAAGCAGCAGUCUCUCAUAUUUGAUUUGAUGAGAUACGAACAAACAUUCAUUCAAAGAGCUGAUUGCUUUGUGGAAGUUGUCGCGCCUGAGUUUAUCAAAGCUGCAAAGAGCUACUUUGGUCAGAAUAGUGAGAAAUUAGCAAAAUUCGAACAAGAUGUUAUAAGUGCGGGAAAACAAAUAGUUGAUAUCCAUCGGACAGUUUUAUUUGAACCUUUAUUGAAAAUUUUAAUUGCAGAGGGGAAAUUCAUUAAGAAUUUGGUCGGUAUAGGGCAAACUUAUAGUGAUUGGGCAUUUGAAGUCAAGCCACAUUUAAUUAAGUACAUGAGCUGCAUGCCAAUGAUUGAAGAACUUCUAGGGAUCGAAACAAUAAAGGCGUUUAUUGACAACCGUAUUAGUACUUUGCCCAGGGUGAGGGAUUUGAAAGUGAAUGUCGGGAUUUUGUUUAUAAGUACUUUUAAUUCAAGGUAUAUGCAGUUGCCAUUGCAGUUGGAGGAUAUCUACAAGAAGUUUGACGUUAAUGAUCCCGAGCACAUAUCGAUGCUUAAAGCAGCUAACGAUAUCAGGAAAUUGGGGGUAAGAAUAAAUGAUUCCAAAAAACUGGCCGAUAAUAAUUAUGCAAUAUCUGUGAUCAAGGACCAGUUAUUAUGGAAAAGUGGAGUGACACAGAUCAAUUUGAACUUGAACUCGCCAAAUCGAAAAUUUGUUUGUCGUGGUGACUUGACGAGAAAAAGUGUUUUGUCAAAGCUUCAAACAGCAAAUAUCAAUCAUAUUAUACUACUUGAUAACUAUGUUCUAAUUACGGAUCGCGCAAGAAAUAGACGUGGGGGGUUGGCUUAUAAGAUUUUGGAGGAUCCAAUUCCUGUUGAGUAUUUGAUUGUGGAGGAAAAAGUAGUUUCGACGAGUACAUUGCUUUCUAACCAAAAUUCUUUAGGUACAACUCAACUGGGCACAGCUGAUGCUGAAAAUGACGACAGUGAUGCAUUUCAGUUAAAGUUGAGGUAUGCUGGUAGAACAAAGAGAGCUUAUACUUUUUCAUGUGGUACAGAAAGAGAAAUUAGAGAUUGGGUAAACUAUUUUAUUGCGGCAAAGUCUACCUUGUGCAAGCGUUUGGCUCAUUCUAACCCUUAUAGAGUUGUCCUGGUGUCAAAUACUGUAUUUGGUUACGAGAAUAGUCAUCGUGUUACCAAGCUUCAAUUACUUGCUCGUUAUGAUCCUAUUUAUGAUAUUUGCCAAGACUCCGUGGAAAAAACUAAGAAAUUGAAUCUCUGGAGUGAUUUGUACAACCCAAGGUUGUCUCGCAAUCGUAUUGUUUUUAGCAAAUUGCAAUGUAUGUGCUGGUUUGAAUAUAAGGGAUCCAAGUACAACCUUGUUGCUCUUGAAGCUGGGUUGUAUAUGUGCGAGUCUAAAGGUAGAUGGAAGAAGAUCAUAGGUGGUGAUAAUUACGUUCAAAUGCAAGUGGAUUCGGAAAUUGGUAUUGUGGUGGUAUUGACUGAGAAGCAAUUGGGUUACUAUCCUAUACAUCAGAUUUUGAAUGUCUACAACGAAACGAAACUGAACUUGACAUGUAUUCCUUUGUCAAAGGAUACUGUAUUGUUUUUUGAGAUGGGUCGUCACAAGAAUGUUAAAAUGUUAUUUUAUGCCAAGAAGAAGACAAAUGGUAGUAUUCAUUUCAAGGUUAUGAUUCCACAAAUAGAUAACGGAGGCAUCUUUAGUAGGUUCAAGGACCAUGCCAGAUUUUAUAUAGAAGCUGAAUGCUUUGGGAUAUCGAUAUUUAAUUCAUCCUUUGCUGUUCAUACUGAUAAAGGAUUUGAGAUUUUGACGUUGGAUAAAUUGAUCCCUAGUUCAGUCCCUGAAUUACCACCUCCUGUUGAAACUGAAAAAAAGAAGGCUGAUCCUUAUGCAACAAGGAAAAGUAAGCCUACAUCCCUGGUGGAAACCAUUAGAAUGUUAAUUAAUGCCAAAUAUAAGCCAAUGGGGAUGUACAAAUUGAACAAUAAUAAAGAAUUCCUAUUGGUUUACAAAGAAUACGCCAUAUUUAUAAACAAACAUGGGAAACCUUCACGAGACUUUAUUAUCCAUUUCAAGGCACACCAUGUUUAUUUUGAAAACAACUAUUUAUUUGUUGUCAAUGAUCAAUUGAUUGAAGUGUGGCAUAUAGGCGAUCAUCCCAAAAAGGCCCAAGUAAUCAUUGGGAAAGAUAUAAAACAUUUAGGACAAAACGGGUUUUCCAUGGCUAACCCGUUGGUGCCCGGAUUGCAACUAGUAUUUCGUUUGGUAGAGUAG
Molecule: messenger RNA, 4194 nt
Organism: Candida albicans SC5314
Lineage: Eukaryota; Fungi; Ascomycota; Pichiomycetes; Serinales; Debaryomycetaceae
Gene: TUS1
Product: Rho family guanine nucleotide exchange factor
Exons: 1
Coding region: 1-4194 (1397 amino acids)
Source: RefSeq, a predicted model, not a curated record